AUGGCAGACGAAGAAUCAGACGAGAUAGACUUCUCUAAGAUGAAAAAAAAGAAAAAGGCAAAGCCAGGUCCUGCUCCUGCAAAGAAAGAGGCAAACCUUGUUCAAGACGCAGAUAACAAAUAUGAUGAAAUGCUUGCACGCAUUUUCGAAAGACUAAGAAAGCAAAAAGGAGUCGUUGGAAGCAUUGAUAAUCAGCGCUGCGUUGUAAAACAGCCAGAAGUCGUCAAAAUUGGUUCAAAGAAAACCGGCUGGGUCAAUUUCCAAGACAUCUGCGAUAUGCUUAAACGUCCAUCAGACCACAUGUCCCGAUUCUUCUUCGUAGAACUUGGCACUGAUGGCAGCAUUACCCAAGACCAGCAGCUUAUAUUUAAAGGCAGAUAUCUAGAAAAACAAAUAGAAUUUCUACUAAAAAAAUACAUCACCGAGUACGUUCUCUGUCAAAACUGCAAGAGUAUGCAGACUACCCUCACAAAAGAUUCAAGCAUCAGAAUGUUUACCAUGAAGUGUGAAAAGUGCGAAUGUACCCGAAGUGUCCAGCCUAUUAAAGAAGGAUACCAUCAUCAGACCAAAGCAGACAGAAAGAAAGCAAAAAAUAUGGCUAAUUAA
Blepharisma stoltei is the source of this 606-nucleotide messenger RNA. NCBI's taxonomy places the organism in Eukaryota, Ciliophora, Heterotrichea, Heterotrichida, Blepharismidae. The record is from the annotation of a GenBank genome assembly.